Molecule: messenger RNA, 2119 nt
Organism: Bicyclus anynana (squinting bush brown)
Lineage: Eukaryota; Metazoa; Arthropoda; Insecta; Lepidoptera; Nymphalidae
Gene: Ada2b
Product: transcriptional adapter 2B
Exons: 10
Coding region: 118-1446 (442 amino acids)
Biological process (GO): regulation of transcription by RNA polymerase II; chromatin remodeling
Cellular component (GO): nucleus; SAGA-type complex
Molecular function (GO): zinc ion binding; chromatin binding; transcription coactivator activity
Source: RefSeq, a predicted model, not a curated record
AUUUGUAUAGUUGUCUAUGCUUCUAUGUUAAAAAAUUAAAAAAUGGCUGGCGUGUAAUUUUCAACAAAAUCGUUGAGGAAGUUCGUAUACAACUUUUUAGAUGGUGUGACUGUAAAAAUGUCGUUUUCAGAUUUAUAUGCGAAAUACAAUUGUACUUAUUGUCAAGAAGAAAUCAAUGGUGUGCGUGUGAGAUGUGCGGAAUGUAAAGAUUUUGAUAUUUGUUUGCAGUGUUUUUCACUGGGUGCUGAGAUUGGGGCGCACAAAAAUGAUCAUUCCUAUCAAUUUAUGGACUCUGGAGCAUUUGGUAUUUUUAUAGGACGAAGUAGUUGGUCGGCAAAUGAAGAAGUCAGACUAUUAGAUGCAAUAGAACAAUUUGGUUUUGGUAACUGGGAAGAUAUAUCCAAACACAUUGAAACUCGUUCACCUGAUGAGGCGAAAGAUGAAUACAUAACAAGAUACUUAGAGGGGAGCAUAGGGCGUGCAACGUGGGGUAAUGUAGAAAGCACUAGUCGGCCAUCAUUGCAGUGUGCGGACAGAGACGAGGGACCUCUCAGUCCUAGCGCCAUCUCUCGGUUGCAGCCGCUAGCUGUUGCACCAGAGGAAGCUGCUCAACUUGUUUAUUCUUCAAAUAGGGAUGAUUUUGAAACAGAACAUGACCACGAAGCUGAACAGCUAAUAUCAACCUUGUCACUUAACUCUGAGGAUGAUGAGUUAGACGUAGCCUUAAAGCUGAGUCAAGUAGACAUCUACACGCGGCGUUUAAGAGAAAGGACGAGAAGAAAAAGACUCGUCAGAGACUAUCAACUAGUUUCUGUGUUCUUCAAUAACCAGAGGAACAAGCAGAAGACCCUUGGGAAACUUGCCAAAGAGAAAAAAGAGUUCAUGGACCGUCUGCGCUGGACGGCGCAGUUCUACGGGCGCGGCGAGCAGGCCGGCGUGGCGGGCGGGCUGUGGCGCGAGCGCGAGCUGCGCGUGCGGCUGGCCGAGCUGCACCGCUACCGGCUGGCGGGCGUGACGCGCGCCGAGGAGUGCGCGCACUACGAGCAGCACGCCGCGCACCGCCGCUCGCUGGGCCGACACGUGAGCCGCGCGCCGGGCAGCAGUGGACUGGACACACACCAGACAAAAGACCAAACUCUGAGCACGCAGCUGCUAAGAAAAAGAGACGCAGAAAGCGGCUCAAGUUCCACCAGCCCAAAGUGCACACGGGACGGAAGUACCGCAUGUGGUUGCUCCAGAAAGAGCUCCUGCAGCAGCAGCGGCGCCGCUUGCUCGACGCAGCUGCUGACCACUAACGAGAUACAGCUAUGCACCGCUCUCAACCUGCCGCCGACUCAGUACGUGACCAUGAAGGGCGUGCUGCUGCGCCGGGCGCCCACGCACGACUGCGAGCUAGACCUCGCCAUCCGACACUACUUGCACACCGCCGGCUGGGUGCGCAACUAGUACACGCUCCCCCCACUCCUGUACCCCCCCGCGAGGAUAUCGGAGCUUUGAGUCGACUUACAGUGGCGUGCACAAGGUUUUUAACUAGAGUAUGCACUAUAGGUAAAAAGGAGAUGAUCCAUUUCAGGUCCACUCUGGUACCCCGUAUCCUUAAAAUUUAAAAAACACAAGGAUUUUAUUAAAAUUUAUUAAAGUGAAUAAAUCGUAACUAAAUAUAAAGAAAUAAAUAAAAUUAAAAAACAAGUUUUUGAGUUAUAACAAGAUGGCGCUUUUAAAGCAACAAUGACAUGACAAUUGACAGCAAAUCGAUUACUGCAUUGAAAACGAAUACUGCAUUGAGAUAAUGAAUAUUAUUUCGAAAGAAUUAAAGUAAAUUCGUAGAUUUGUAUAAUCAAAAAUACUUUAAAUAAAUGUUUUCUUUUAUUUGCGCUAGGGUACAAUGACUGGGCUCCAUACAAUUUUGGACCAUCUCCUUUGUAUAAAAAAAAAAUUCCUCCUCCAAUCCACUUUAUGAAUCCUCAGGGUAUGCAAUGUGUUUAUGCAUUUAUGAAGUGCACGCCACUGGCUACACUAACGCUGAACUAGAGGGGAUAUAAUUUAAUUAAAAAAUAUAUAUAAUUGAGGAUUUGUUGUUCAUACAUCCUUCAGGCAUUCUGUAAUUUUAUUUUAUUUU